Drosophila suzukii is the source of this 978-nucleotide messenger RNA. RefSeq lists its product as uncharacterized. The record is from RefSeq and is a predicted model, not a curated record. NCBI's taxonomy places the organism in Eukaryota, Metazoa, Arthropoda, Insecta, Diptera, Drosophilidae.
UUAAAAAUAAUUUAUGAAAAUUGCAAAAUAUCUAUAAAAUUAUGGAUGACUAUCAAGUAGUAGUUAAACCGGUUAUAACUCGAGAAAUGGUGCAAAUCUUACCAAGCGUAAUAACCGACAAGAUAACCUUGCCCGAUAUUGUAGAGGAAAUUAAAAAUCCUGAAGGAGAUAGUAAAGCUGAUGAAAAUCUACUGAGACUGGGCAGAGAAGAUAAUGCAGAUAAAUCGGAAGCGGAAACUGAAACGGAACAGGAGGAUGAGGAUGAGGAACCGGAGGAGUCUAAGAAAGGAGAAGUAAAGUACGCCUGGAAUGCUCCCUGCAUGAUGGUUCUCUUCGAGGAUGGCGAUCUGAACUGUGCCCUUCAUCAUCUCGUCGAAUCUCUGCAGGAUCCCUUUGCCUUGGAUGCGGUAGCCGUGAUUUUGGUACAGGAAAGUCUUGUAGAAGAACUAGAGGGUAGAGUGUUGACUCUCAUGAAACCAUUGGAUUCCCGGGUGGCCAAUCACCCUUGCUAUAAGCGCACCCUUCUUAAGAUUGCCGAACUGAAACCAAAAACUGUCGUUGGUCCUCCUGGUUUUGUACUGCCCGAUGCCACGCCCAUGUUGGUGCGGGAUAUUCCCCACAAAUUCUUGGGCGAAGGACCCACCGGCAUUAUCACAAUGCACAUUUUUCGCACACCCUUUGAGGCAACUCGAAUCUAUCGCAAGGAAUAUCCUCUGCCCAUUGCAUCGGUUAGCAUCUGGAAUGAACGGGUAUCCAGCGUCUUUGAAGUCGUUGGCAUGAUGAAUGCCCUGGAUACCUUUAAGAUCAACUGUUUCAGGGUGAAUAUGGAGCCCAUCAAACGUGCCUUUGAGCUGCGAAAGUAUAGCGCUUGCAUGCAUCGGGGCUAUCACUAUGAAACCCUGCAAAUUAAUGGCGCGCGCAAGAUUAUCGUAUUUCCGGUGGGAACUAUAAUUGGUAACUGAAGUGUGUACUAAAUAA